This is a messenger RNA of Loa loa (African eye worm), 1176 nucleotides long. RefSeq lists its product as hypothetical. The record is from RefSeq and is a predicted model, not a curated record. Lineage: Eukaryota; Metazoa; Nematoda; Chromadorea; Rhabditida; Onchocercidae. Gene Ontology annotation, cellular component: cytoplasm. The coding region runs from base 1 to 1176 and encodes 391 amino acids. Gene Ontology annotation, biological process: phospholipid transport. Gene Ontology annotation, molecular function: phosphatidylcholine intramembrane carrier activity; phosphatidylinositol binding; phosphatidylinositol transfer activity. The transcript is spliced from 6 exons.
AUGUUGAAAAUUUAUGAGACGACCGAGAAAUUUCUGUUUUAUAGUAUACUUGAUUCGUCAUUACUUUGGGGUAAUCAUCGUAUCGACCAUAUAUUACACUCUCCGCAUGCUAUGAUUGCCUUGCCUUCAUCAGCUCUUCCCAAUGUUCUCCACGCUUCAUAUUGGGAAAGUGAUGAUGUAGCUGCUUUUAUCCUCAAACGAUUUUUACACUCCGAAGGCGUACGUCCAAUAAAUUUGGCUAGUAUUGCAAAAAUUCCAGCAGAAAUUAAGCUUGGCCCUGCAUUAUGGAACAAGAAAAGAACUAAAUAUAAGGUUGCCAAUUUAGCGCCGAGUUUCAGCGGUAAUGACGUGAUUUGUGUGGAAGGAAAUGAGCAAAUCAUUCACGCACGAUUCUGUUAUGGACCAAUGGAUUUAGUUGCUUUAAGCCGUGAAAGUAUCUCCGCUUAUAUACGACCUACUGGAAGUGAUUGGCAGCUGGUUAAAACAGAUAUUACUGAUUCUCAUGGCAAAAUUACAUUUGAGCUUAAGAAGCGAUUACCUAUUGGAAUACACUAUGUAAAAUUAAUUGUGCAUGGAGAUCACUCUUUUCUGGAUUUAUAUAUUGCUGUGGCACCACCCGGCGAACAAUUUGUGGUGUUUAGUGUUGAUGGAUCGCUUACUGCUUCGGUAUCGGUUACGGGACGUGAUCCACGUGUUCGACCAGGAGUUGUCGAUGUGGUACGAUAUUGGUAUGAUUUGGGUUACACCAUCAUCUAUAUUACUGCCAGACCUGACAUGCAGCAUAAAGUUGUAGCUCUGUGGCUUGCGCUUCAUAAUUUUCCCCAUGGUCUUCUCAUUUUCACACCAUCAUUUUCAACAGAUCUACUCAGGCAGAAAGUGCUUCAUUUGAAAAGCUACUUGGAAAUGGGUUUAUCUAUUACGGCAGCUUAUGGAAGUAGUAAAGAUGUAGCGGUUUAUAGCAGUGCGGGAGUGGAAUCGAAUCGAAUAUUUUCCGUAACCGGAGGGAAACGAGGAUGUACAAAUAUCGAUUCUUACGCAUCACAUUUGAAGGAUCUCAACGAAGGAUUAUACGAUUUUGCGAAACCAUUUGAUUCACCGCUUGUCUUCCCUCAAAUAAAUUCGUUGAACAUUCUCAAUCGCAGGUUGAAAAAAAAUUUCUUUACUAAAAAUUGUUAA